AAAUUUAAAGCAUAUGUGGGACCGCACUCCCAGGGGCACAGAAAAUAGAAUUCCAUAUGUGGGACCGUACCACUCAAAGGGUUAAAAGCUUUAUCGAAAAAAUGUAAAAGCACAAAAAAACAAUCAUAAUAUUUCAUGAGUUUUAUAUGUUUUAUAAUGACGAAAUUAUUCUUUCUUGAUGCAAGAAAAAUCAGCAGACACUAAAAGUUAAAGCAAACAUAAAAAGCAAAAGCUGAAACGAAUGAGACAAAUAUGUCUUUGUUGACUAACAAUAAAGUAUUUGAAGAGAAUAAAAUUCAAAACGCAGUCAGUUGCAAAGCUAAUUGAAAGUACACUGUUAGCGAUUUCUGUAAAUUACACAGUAUUUAACUGUAAUAUGAACUGUACUUUACUGUAGAACAGUUAUACAGUAUGUUACUGUAUUUUAAAGUUGCAUUAUGGGAAGUAUCCUCUUGGCGCCAAUAAAAUACAGUAUUUUUAUUUUACUGUAAAUCCAAAUACAGUAAAAAAAAAAUAAAAAAAAAAAGCGCGAAAUCUGACCAAUGACAGAAAGGCUUUCUUUCCUCUGGGAGAGAAGAAAAGGAAGAGCACACACAAGAACCCCCAGCUGCCAUCAAACGUAUGUACAAUAUUCCUGGUUUUUAAUUACAUAUUUAAUGUCAGUGUAUUUUUGGGUUAUUAAUGGUUUAAUUAAAAAGAAAAUACUAAUAAAAAUGCUGUCUCUUCACGACGCGCAGUCACACUUUACAGUGUACGUCAAUGGUAGAGAGCUUUGUGGCGGAUACUCAUUCUAGAUUGAGGAGAACGUUCUGUGCAAAACAAAUAUCUUUAUUUCUUUUCUUUCCUUUUUUGUAGGAAGUUUUACCGUCAAAGUGUGAACAUAAACAGGUCUGUCUUGGUUUUGACCACGUUGCUAGCAGGUGAGUUUUUUUGUUAACUUGUAUGAAAUUGUUGACCAAGAAUCCGGGCUUUUAAAGGUUUAAAGCUGGUUUAAAAUAGUCAUUUCGUUGUGGUUUUUAAUCAUUAUGAAAUCGCUUGAUGCUUACGUUACCUAUUAACCCCAUAUAAGCGUGUAAAUGUACAGCAUGCAUUUAAUGCUAACGUUAGCAUAAAACCCGCAAUGUUCGUCUACAAACACUGUGGCAUCUCUGUGGAGACAUUAUAUGCAUUUAUUAAUCAUGCCAAAAACUUGGCGAAUUCCAGGUUUUCGUGUAACGUUACAGUGCCUGAAUGCUUAUGCACGUUCUUAAGCCUCUCUGCACUUGUCGCACAUGUACCGCAAAACUAACAAACUGAUCUGAACACCAUCUCAUCUGAAUUCUAGAGGCAGCGCGGGAGGCUGUACAUUCGUGUCGACUAAAUUCUUCAGCAUUUGUGAACACUGGACACCUAAGAUGGCACAUUUUAGAUGGUAAGAAUAAACUUAAUGUCCAGUUAGUAACUGUAAAACAUAUUUUAAAGUCAUCAUUUUCAGCACACAGCAUAAAUGUGAUUUUGAGAAAUCUGUGUAGAUAUUAAUGUUACUGUGCUUUCUGCUGCUGUGCCAGAUGUGAAUACUGAUGUAGCUGUCCUGUUGUUGAUGGCCCACUUUAAAAGAAGCAGAGGAUUUGCUGUUCCUUUUGGCCAGUGUCACAACAACAGCAGCAGAUGCAAAGACCAGGCUUUCACUUCCUUCUACUCUGAUCAUACUUGGUAAGAUCUUUUAGUACAUGUUUUAGUGAUGUUAAAGGGAUGGUUUUUAAAAAUAAAGCUUUUGCCACACUUUUUUCAUGACUCUCCAGUGUUUCCCACACAUAGACGAAUCUGUGGCGGUGCGCCACAGAUUAAAUUCCGACCGCCACAGAUUCAACACCGACCAAAAAAAAAAAAAAAAAAAAAAAUACCGACCGUCACAUAUUGCGUUUCGUUAUUCUUUUGUACGCUAUUUAAAACACGCAGCGAAUUCGUUCAACUGCAUUUCCUUUCCCUGCUCUCUCUUCAUCUCUCUGUCACUCACGCGUCUCUCCCUCACACACACACACACGCACACAGCCCCUCCCCUCCGUGCACACCACAUCUGUCUGGAUCAUCUGUGGAGAGAAGACGGCUGGCGAAAGAUAAGACUUUGGCAACAUCCAAAAGCAGCAGACACAGGGGCACUGGAUUCAACCCUGAGUGGUUGAACAUGCCUCAGUUCAUGUCAUGGUUGUACGACACACAGCAUGGGAUGUUUUGUAGACUGUGCAGGCAGCACAAGCCUGCGCCUAAGAAAGGUGCCACAAAGAGGGCUUUUGUUGAGAUCGGGGCUCUUUCAUAUAGAAAAGACUAUGUAGAGCGGCACAUCACCACAGAGCACCACCAGGAGAGCAUCAGAUGCCAGGCAUCUCUUGCAUCUGGUGUCUCUGUAAUGGACUCUUUUGAGCCUACUGUUGUGGUAGAGCACGAGGCCAUCAUUGGUGGCUUCAAGUGCCUCUACUGGCUUGUGAAAAAUGAAAAGGCCCACCAUACCAACUACCCAAAGCUUCUGAGCCUGGCAGAGCUUUUAGGGUGUGACUACUUUAAGAAGUUAAAGAUUGACCAGAGGAAUAAUUACAGAUCUCAUAGAAUUAUUGAUGAGAUGCUUGAGAUUUUAUCUCAAGAAAUUGAGGAGCCUAUCCUGAUGGCCAUAAGGUCAUCACAGGCAAUUAGUCUAGAAAUAGACGAAAGCACAGAUGUGUCUGUGUCCAGGCAGCUCGAUCUUCAUGUCAGAUACAUGGAUAAAGAGGGAAAGACAUUUAAUCAAUUUCUAGAUCUUGUCAGUGUUCCGGAUGGAAAAGCUGACACCAUUGUGUCAGCUGUUAAAAAAGUACUAUUGGAAAAAGGUAUCCCAACAGAGAGGCUGUAUGGGCUAGGGACUGAUGGGGCAGCCGUAAUGACAGGGCGUGUGAAUGGGGUGGAAAAGCAGCUAACAGACAGCUUCCCUAAACUUGUAACCGUGGCCUGUGCUGCCCACAGGCUGGCCCUGGCCUGCAAAGACUCAUCCAACAAUGUAAAAUACAUGGCCACUUUCAGGGACCACCUGCAGGACCUCUAUUUAUAUUUCAGAAAUAGUGCAAAUCGUACUGCCACUCUCAAGGCUGCAUCCACCACCCUGGGUGUCAGUGACUUAAAGCUAACGGAAGUGAAGGACACACGCUGGCUCUCACAGCACAAGGCCAUUGAGACCCUACAAAGGAACCUGAGUGCUGUCCUGGGAGCGUUGGCAGAGGAGGCAGAGGUGCGCAAAUGUCCUGGAGCAAAGGGCCUCUACACAUUCUGUGCUACCUACAGAUUCGUGGCUGCCGUGUACCUCCAGGCCGAUGUUUUGCCCCACCUCGCCUGCCUGUCUAAGGUCUUCCAGAAAGCACAUAUAAAUUUUUUACAUAUCAAAGAGCAGGUUCCUGUGACAAUCCAGACUCUUAGAGACAUCAAAGAGGCUGCUGGACAAACUCCACUCCCUGGAUCCUUCCUGUCUCGCCUCCAUCAGGACCUUGAUGAUCCCCAAGGACUUGGAGCCUACAACAUACAGCACGAGGAGGAGAGGGAUAGGAGAGGGCAAGAGGUCCAAGAUGAGUCAAGGGAGGGGCAUUGAGCCAGAUUCCAGCGAGAGGUCAUUCACCCUUACAUAACUGGCCUGGAAACAAAUCUGGAGAAGAGAUUCCAUAAUCUGGACAUCCUUGGAGCCUUCCAUGUCUUGGGGCCACAAUCAGCUGCUCUAACAGACGAUACGAUGAACAUCUCUCAUCUGCAGACUCUUUCCAGGAAAUUUUGCCCUCAACAUGAGAAGGAAGUCAUUCAAGAGUGGCUCUCGUUCAAGAACCAUGUCCUUACUGGGAUAUUCAAGAACAAGAACCAGGAGGAGCUCUUGAGUUUACUGGCAAGUGAGUUUGAUGAGUGGGCCAACCUGUACCCCUGCCUGAGCCUUCUUGCAAGCAUUGCUCUGGUUAUCCCUGUUUCCUCUGUGAACUGUGAACGGGAUUUUUCAACAAUGAACAGGGUAAAAACAGACCUCAGGAACAAACUCCAAGGAGAACACCUGGCAGCUUGCCUGAGGAUCUCUAUCAAUGGAGCCUGUCCUGAGGACUUUCCAUAUGAUAGGGCUUUAGAAUCUUUUUUAAGGAAGCCCCGCAAAAUAAGGUGCCCUAACAAAAGUUGCAGACUGUGCAGCAAGUAGGCUGUUGUAUAUGGUGUUGAAUUAAUGUAAUAAAGUUCUGUGUAACCAAUUAUUAACAGUUUUUUUAACCUUUAGGAAUUAGGAAAUCCCUUUAGGGGGUCCAAUCGUAUGCCCUAUCCAAUCGUUCUUUUCACCUGCAAC
This is a messenger RNA of Labeo rohita (rohu), 4312 nucleotides long. RefSeq names its product E3 SUMO-protein ligase KIAA1586. The record is from RefSeq and is a predicted model, not a curated record. Lineage: Eukaryota; Metazoa; Chordata; Actinopteri; Cypriniformes; Cyprinidae. The coding region runs from base 1721 to 3589 and encodes 622 amino acids. The transcript is spliced from 13 exons.